Myxocyprinus asiaticus (Chinese sucker) is the source of this 801-nucleotide messenger RNA. RefSeq lists its product as uncharacterized. Gene Ontology annotation, molecular function: ATPase activator activity. Gene Ontology annotation, biological process: membrane organization. NCBI's taxonomy places the organism in Eukaryota, Metazoa, Chordata, Actinopteri, Cypriniformes, Catostomidae. The record is from RefSeq and is a predicted model, not a curated record. Gene Ontology annotation, cellular component: membrane.
UUUACAGAAACCUUGUGGUAUUAUGCUGCAUUUGUUGUUCUGCUAUUUGGAGAUUAUGCUGUGUUAUAUACAGACUCAACUCCACCUGUACAAAAAGAGUUUAAUGUGGUGGACGUGUUAAAUCAGGAAAUGGAAAAAGUUGAGUCUAGCUUUCCAAAUCAGCACCCAGAGCUCUGGAGAAUGAGUCUUAUUCAUCUCGGACGCCACCUAAAUACUGUCCACUCCACAGAGACUGUCAGUCUGAUUUUAACAUCUGGUCAUGGGGCUGAAAGGACGCUUGGGUGCCUAGCUUAACGCUUGGCUAAAGCAUUGCAUUGCCCAUACCAGGUAAUUAAUGGAAAAGGCAAAGCGUCAAAAGACAAUGAUCAGGUCAAACUGGACAUUGAUAGUGAACUGAGAUUAGCCUUUGGGAACAACAAAUGCGCGGUUAUUCACCGCUUUGAGGAGUUACCUCCUGGAUCCACUCUUAUCUUUUACUGUUAUUGUGACCAUGAAAAUGCAGCAUAUAAAAAUGUCUUUCUGCCAUUUACUGUUAUGCUUGAUGCAGGGCAGUGGUGGCUCAGCGAAGUGCAAGUCCCAGCUGAUGCCAGACUAGAAAAGGUGGAUGACAUGGUACAAUAGUGAAUAAAAGAGAAGUUUGUCUCCUUGGACAAGUCAGCUCUGUUUAAUGAAAUGGACGUGGAUGUGGACAAACUAAGGGGACUCUGGAGCAGAAUUUCUCAUCUUUUUUUACCAGUGGCUGCAGAAGGGAAAACCGAACAGCAGGGCUGUCCUGAGGAGCUUGAGGGUGAAUCAGCAUGA